AACGAUAAACUUCACUUGCGUGAAGGGUACAUUGCGCAAUUAUUAUUUCAAUUCUAAACGUUGAAUAAGAUAAUUAGAUUUAUACACAAUACCCGUUCGCAAAAAAUGACAAGUAAUUCUACUUCCUAUGUCUAUACGUCUAUUUGCUUUUGCAGAGCCAUGCGACUAGUGGCAGUGCUGAUGUUGCUGUGCUGUCUGGCGAUAGGGGCACUCGCCUCGCCGGUGCCCAAGAUCGCUGACAGCAAGGUGUCGACUCAGAAUGUUGUUGCGACCGGGAGGCAAGCGUCCGCGGCGCCAGCCGCCACCGACGAUGAUGACGACGACGACGAUGACGACGACGUUGAUUUAGAUAUCACUGACGACGACGACGACGACGACGACGACGAUGACGAUGAUGACGACGACGACGACGACGACGAUGAAGGCGAUUAUUUGGAGCGUUUCAUCGAAGAUAUACUUGGAGGAGAGGACGACGAUGAUGAUGACGAGGACGAAGCCGCUUCACCGGCACCCGUCGCAUCCGCCGUAACGCCUCCACCCACCCCCGUCAAUUCGCCGCAGGUGCCGCUCGCCGUGGCGGCUGAUCUGAAUCAGGCUGGCGAGGAAGCUGCGGAGGAUGCCGCGUCGAGUGAGACGGCCGAGGACGAUACCGGCAGUUACGAGGAUGAGGAGGCGAGCGACACCGAGGGUCAGGCAUCCAGCAUUCACGAGUCGACGCUCGAAGGUGCCGAGUCCGUCUCGAAUCCGGUAUCAGUCCAGGCCGUUGGGGUUUCGCCCGGCGGCGUCGCGGCGGCUGCUCCGGCCAGCGACGAGGACGACGACGAUGACGAUGACGACGACGACGAUGAUGUAGAUCUAGACAUCACGGACGAUGACGACGACGAUGAUGAUGACGACGAUGACGACGACGACGACGACGACGAUGACGACGACGAAGUGGAUGAUAUCGCCGACAUCGCCGACGCUAGGCACGCACGUGGCAUGGACUCCGAAUCGAGUGGUCACGUGCCAGCGAUUUAUGUGGCAAAAUACAAUCGUUUCGUCGACAAUAUUCUCGGCAAGAUCAACAAUAUUCUGCGUGCCAAUUACGAGCCGGUGACUGUAAAACUGACGAAUUCAAAUUCAAACUCCAAGACGAGCAAGAAUAAAAACAAGUCUAAAAGGAAGGGCACCAAGAAUGGCACCAAGAAGAGCGCCUCAAGGCCGAUUGAUACGUCCGCUGUCACUGAAAGGAGUGACAAUGAAAAUGACGUCGAGAAAGCCACGCAGACCAUUGAAUCUGUCGUAACGCAAAUAAGCGAGACAAAAAAAGAACCGAUUUCACUGGAAUCUCCCACAGAAACCAGCGUGAGAUCUAGCCACAGACGUACGUCCAACAAGAACAACAAGAACUCUAACAAGAACCGCAAACGAACGAAGAACAAGACGAAGAAUCAAAGCAAUAACAAGAACAAGACCAAGUCUAAGAGCAGACCAAAAGCAAAAGCCACUCUGUACGGAUUGGCGUCCCUGCAGAGGACAGGCGACGUAUCGGUCAACAUGAUGAGCGAUCACACGACAAUAAAGACCAAGUUCAGCCUGGGACCGCUGGUGCUAAAGGUCGAGAAGGAGUUCGGCAGGGCCGCGAAGAAGGAGUUGAGAAGUGCGACCGCCACUACGGCCGAGAUGUCUGGCAAGCUGAGCCUGCGUGUGUUACACGGCGGUGCAGCGACACUGCAUUCUAUUCGGGUUUUGCAACCUAAACAGGUUCGAGUGGAAAGCCAGGACGACCACGACAGAACGCGGGAGUUUGUGUGGAAGAGAUCGUCGCAUAUCGCGCAUUUGGUGUCGCAGAAACUUUCCUCGGCCACCAGGUCAAUGCUUCGACCGCCGCCUGUCUCACCUGCAGCUUAAACGACAUACUCCUGCCGCUCCUUAGUCCAACUGAAACCGUCAGUAAUCACUGAUCGAAGUGAGAAGCGAUCCAUGAGGAAUCCUCUAUCAAGGAUCCAAUGCAACGCGCAUAUCGUUUGACGGGUUUAUACAUCUAUCAUCGAGUCGCGCGCGAAAGCUGCGCGAUAACUUCGGCGGAUUAAUCGUAAUUGGAUUCUUAUUAAUAAAUCGAUUUUUUUUACUCGCGAGAGAAAGUAACAUUUGAAAACGCAUACACGGUGUCCCACUUAUACUGCGUUAUUUUUUUUUAAUGACAGAUCGCUCGAUCAAUUCGGAAUCAAUUUUUCCUCGAGAGAAAUGUCGAGGCAUCAAUAAUUCCUCAAUUAACAAUUAAAAAUUAAGUUUCUGGCGAAGUUUCUGGCGAACUGAUAAUGAGCUGCAGCAAAAAAAUCUGACCAAAAAAUGACAAAAUUACAUUCGAUUAAUAUAUUUUAAUUAAUUCCACGUGGCUUUAGGUCUGUAGGUGCUAAAGAUAAAAAUUACAAUCAAUGCUAAUUUCUCUCAAAUAUUUUCGCUAAGGAAAAAUUGAUUCUCGAAAGAUUUUGAAAUGCGGCAGAAGAGGGACAUCUUACAUACGAGUUUCACGUUGGACGAAUUUCAAUCGUACUUUAUUUAUUGUUUAUUUAUUUAUUUAUUUGUCAUAUAGUUUGUAAUUCGUCUUCAGAAAGUCUGAUAUAUGUAUUCUAGGAAUGCGGUUAAAUGUCGAAACACGUAGAUUGCAAGCCAUUAUUUGAAAUAGGACGUUCUGUUUAGAUAAUUGUAAACAGAAAUCUAUUGCCAGAAUAUUAGAAUAUAAAAUGUAUACACGACAA
Wasmannia auropunctata (little fire ant) is the source of this 2744-nucleotide messenger RNA. RefSeq lists its product as uncharacterized. The transcript is spliced from 6 exons. The coding region runs from base 106 to 1893 and encodes 595 amino acids. The record is from RefSeq and is a predicted model, not a curated record. Lineage: Eukaryota; Metazoa; Arthropoda; Insecta; Hymenoptera; Formicidae.